ACACUACUAUAUAACAAAUAAUUUGAGGAUAGGAUGGCAAACCUCCAGCACAUGCAAUGGUUCUCUGCAGGAUCUCCGUGUAUCCCCCUGCAAGGAAACAUGCCGCUGUUGCCCGCCCCCAUACCUCGCCUCCCUCCUCAAUCCAUGCUCACCAGACCUGGAAUAUUCACUGAUAGACCAUUUAAACCGGUAGUCCCUCUCGACAAGUGGAUAUUUCCUGGAAACGAUCAAGGAGUAAGAAGCGAAGUGGAGAUGGUUCAGUUUAACAACUCCGGAUACACGGACUGGAGCAGCAGGAUCAAACAUACUAGCUACCCUAAUGAUACAUUAUUCAAGAUGGGAUCUCCUACAUAUCUCGAGAAGCCGAACAUUCUCAACAUCUUUGACAUAAAGCCCAACAGAAUCACAAUGAAGAUGGAUAUUUCCUACACAGAUCACUCCUUUAUUAUAGGUAGAGGAGGUCACAACAUUCAGUCAGUGAUGAACGAGACCAACUGCCACAUUCAUUUCCCUGAUAGUAACCGGACUUCUUGUAAAGAAAAAAGUAAUCAAGUAUCACUCAGUGGAACAGAGAAAGGGGUUGAGGAGGCUAGAGUUAGAGUCAGGAGCAUGUUGCCGUGUACGAUGAUGGUGGAAGUAUUUCCCCCGCCCUCCGGCCCCACCCACCUCGACCCACACCACCCUAGGAUACUACAAGUAGCAGCAAAGUACGGGGUUAUGAUCUCGUUCCGAGAGCAACCCACUAUGAUAUCGUUCAUGGUUGUGGUGAAGGGCUGUCCAAAGAGACCCCAACAAGUGGCUAGUGCUUUGAUAGAGAUCACAGAAAUCUACUGCAACACCUCCGUGCCGAGACUGGAAUACACUGCUCAGCUGGACAUCUCCCCCCAACACCAUAUGUUCGUAGUGGGCAAGAACAGGUGCAAUCUACAGGAUAUCAUACGCAAGACUGGCACAUUGAUCCAGUUUCCUGACGGGACUCAAGUAACAGGUCCCAGGAGGAGUGCUGUUAUGAUUACUGGGGCUUUUUAUUCUGUCAUCGAGGCUAAAAAACUUCUCAUGGAGCAACUACCUAUUUUCCUGAUGUUUGACGUGAAACAGGACACUGCAUUUGUCAACGAUACUCGUUUGUUAACGUCGAUUAUGGAGAAACAUUCAGUGUACAUCUCGAUAAAACCAAAACCAAAGCAAUGCUGCUGGACAGUAGUUUUGAAGACGAAGGAGCGGAACACACCCAACCUCUACCUCGCAAGAAAUGACCUUAUCACAGAAAUGGAAAACGCCUCCCCUAGGAACAGUUCUCCCUGGCACUCAGUUUGUUCCAGCUCUAGGAGCUCGCCCACAUCUGCUAAUACAGCUGACGAUACUGACGAACUGACUAAAUCUCUCGCUCAACUACUUUCUCCGCUCGCAAAACAACGUCCUCUUAUAUUAGAGACUGAUUAUAAGGAAAAGCAACUUCUCGCCUUUAAUGCUGUUAACGAACCAGACUUCAGUGUUUCCCGGAAUCCGACAGAUAUCUGGUCAGGGUUCGGAUUGUCCCGUUCUGUCCCAGCUAACGUUUGGAAGAUAGAAAAGGAAGAAAUGCAGAAAAUAGAAGAAAGAAAAACUAGUGGGACCGCUGAUUUUCCGGAAUUGUUUGGAGAUUGUACUCCUUGCCAUGAUCUGCCCAGUCUUCUUACCAAACACGGGUUGUCUCAGUACCUGACCGUGUUGCAAGCUCAAGAAGUGGAUUUCUACACUUUCUUAACUCUUACAGAUGAGGACCUCAAAGAACUGGGGAUCACAUCUUUCGGGGCCAAGAAGAAACUUGUCACAGCUAUACAGGAGGAGGGAAGAUUACAUCAGAUUGAUCACAACAGUAUUCUAAAUGCCAGCAACCGGUGGUAGUUGCCGGUAACCGGUGGAAAAUGCCAGUAGCUGUGGCACAACUGAUCAUUUAUGAUGGCUGGAACUGAGGGUCUUGUCUAUUCUUGAAUUUAU
Molecule: messenger RNA, 1980 nt
Organism: Bolinopsis microptera
Lineage: Eukaryota; Metazoa; Ctenophora; Tentaculata; Lobata; Bolinopsidae
Product: protein bicaudal C homolog 1-B-like
Exons: 23
Coding region: 34-1887 (617 amino acids)
Cellular component (GO): cytoplasm
Molecular function (GO): protein binding; RNA binding
Source: RefSeq, a predicted model, not a curated record